This is a messenger RNA of Cuculus canorus (common cuckoo), 4012 nucleotides long. It is a transcript of the gene HHLA2, whose product is annotated as HERV-H LTR-associating 2. Gene Ontology annotation, biological process: cell surface receptor signaling pathway; cellular response to lipopolysaccharide; T cell costimulation. Lineage: Eukaryota; Metazoa; Chordata; Aves; Cuculiformes; Cuculidae. The record is from RefSeq and is a predicted model, not a curated record. The coding region runs from base 1314 to 2348 and encodes 344 amino acids. The transcript is spliced from 6 exons. Gene Ontology annotation, cellular component: external side of plasma membrane.
CCCAGGAAGGUGGUGUAUCCUCCUUAGGUGGAGGUGUUCAAAACUGUGUAGAAGUGGCGCUUCGGAACAUGGUUUAAAUAGGCAUGGUGGUGUUGGGCUGAUGGUUAGACUUAGUGAUCUUAGAGGUCUUUUCCAACUUUAAUGAAUCUAUGAUUCUAUGAUGGGAAAGCUGUUUUUCCCAGGAAAGCAGGAGACACGGUCUUGUGUGUACUGCUAACACCAUCUGGGAGCUUCUAGGACAGACACUACUUCCUUUCUCUUCUUCCUGCAUUUUAGUUGAUUUUUUUUGCAAGCCGUCUUCCCUAAGACACUUGAGUCGCUCUAUCAGUUUCUCCUACUCGCCAGCACACAUGACGCUUGAAUUGUUCAGAGAAAAUUAAGCAUUAGUGAAAUGCUUUUAAAGAGAAAUUAAUUACCUAACCCUGCAGGCAGCCCAAGACACCUACUGUUCUUGUUUCAGAUUAGCAGCUUUUUGAGAAGUGUGCAAUAAUAUCCUGUAUCUUAUAUUCUUUUUGUCCUGUCCCUAUAUGGAAUUUGCCUCCCUCCCUGCUUCAGAUUCCUGCAUUCUGCAGGACUCCUGGUUUCUGCUGUGGCGGUGGUGUUCGUGUCCAAUCCCAAAGCAGCAUCACCACUGUAGAAAUCACAUUUCUGAAAAUAGCUGGCUUCUUCUGUUACUUAGUUACAGCUUGUAGGAGUUAUCAUUAAGAAGUUUGUUCUACAAAGGCAGGCAAUAGAAAUAGAGAAGAAGCUUUUUAAGCCCAAAGAAGUGAAUGCAAAAGGCAUGGAACCUUGACGUGUAAGGACACAUGGCUCACUGCUUCCAUUUGUGGGACAGGAAUGGACUUGCAUGUUAAGUAAUCUGAUAUGUGUAGGUGUGUCUGUUUAAGGGGCAAGGAAGAGGCAAAGUUCCACAGCUUCUGGAGAUCUUAAAAAAACAACUGCAACAACAAGACUGAUUUUUUUUUUGGCUUCUUGUGGAAUCAGAACAGAGCUUCCAGUUUAUUGUCGUUUAACUGACAAACCAGAAGAUAUGGUCGGAGAACUUCCUUCUCCUUUACAUUCCGAUUCUAGACUUCCAUAGACACCUUUUCUCAGAAGUUAAACUGAUGGCCUUUUAAUCUGACGAAGAGUAAAGUGUGAAAAGUUCUUUAUAUCUGCAGUAUUUUCAAAUGAAGGCAAAUUUCCCAACUGAGAAAGUCAAAUGCUGCGGUAAUCAGAACUAUGUUUUAGGAAAGAGAAAAAUCUGGCUUGGCAAGAGAUGUUUUAUACCCUUUAGAAGUGGCACUUGACUGUUUUUCUUUGGUAUCCCAUUCAUGAAUGGUUUUAGAGAACAGGAAACAGUAACAGGGCUGUUUUCAAAGGAUUGCAUCCUCCCAUGUGCUUUCCCACCUGGGGAUGAUGAAGUAAUUUACUGGAAGAAAGGGAAGAAACAUAUCCACAGCUACUACUACCAGAGGGAUCAACUGCAAGAUCAAGACCCAGAUUACAGAGAGAGAACACACCUUUUCCAUGAGAACGUUCCUGGUGGGAAUGCCUCCUUGAAACUUAGUAACUUGACCAUAAAUGAUGAGGGGUCUUAUAGUUGCUAUGUGGGAACACAGCAAAUGAAAACAGAAGUGGAAGUCACACUGCACGUAAAAGUUUCUCCUUGUUGUGCACUGGAAUACCAAAAGACAGACACAGAAAGGAUGCUGAAGUGCUGUGCCUUUCUCACUUAUCCAGCACCACAUAUAUCUUGGGUACGAGGCAGUACAUCCAUCCAAGAAACAAAUCGACAUGAAAUCAAGGAAGGCAUUCUCUAUUCUUUUAGAAGUGAACAGAACAUUAUAAGCACAGCUGAUCCUUACUACUGUCAUAUUCAUCUUGGUCAUGAUGAGUGGGCUGCUGAAUGGAAGAUACAAGAUGAACUGUCCAAUGUGGAAGGAAGUAGCAUUGCAGUUCCUUGUGAAUACAGCAAUAACACUGCAAAUACUGAAGGUUUCGGUGUUGUUUGGAUAUUAAACAGAAAUGCGGUGAUCUCAGUCCUGGCCUCCUUCUAUGGCACCUCUCACUCUUACCAGCCUCGAGUCCAGAUUAAUGAAAAUGACUUUUCACUGAUGUUGCGUGACCUUACUGCAAAUGACAGUGGAGAAUACCUGUGUAAUAUCUCAACACAUAAAUACACAAAACUUACUGUGAGGACUUUGCAAGUCAAAAAUUCAGAUAACAUCUGGAAAAUUGUGCCGGCAGUGAUCAUUCCAGUGCUGCUGGUUUUAGUGGUGCUGGUAGCCUGGUUCUUGAUCAAGAUACGUACAAUCAUUAUGGGAUUUAUUUUUAAAGGUACCAUUAAGAUUAAAUCCAGACCUUGAAUAUUUAAUCAAAGCAUAAAUUUUAUUUUCAAGGGUUAAAGCAUACAAAAAUACUGAAAAUGUAGGAUGACAAUUCUCAGCAUAAAUAAAUUGUCCUCAUUCUUGGUAUUUUUUGUGUCCAGGAAGCCCUCUUUGGUACAUCUAUGCUACAGUAUUUUGGUUGCAACUAUGUUAGCAAGCCCUCCCUUUGACCAGAUGAUCUCCUGUGUGCUGUACAAAGAUGAAAAAGUUAGUUGCCCUUCACAAAUACAUUCUGAUAACUUGCUUUAAAAACAAUUGAACUGGUUAAUUUUCCCUCACCUGUGUUUAAGACCAAAAACCCCCAAACCAAAACAUUAAGCCCCUCAAACAAUGCACAUACCUAAUCUUCAUUAGGGCCCAAAUUACUAUUUCAAUUCUAUCCAACAUCAAAGCUCAUCAGAACUUCAGCAUGAAAAGUUAUACUACUUCCUUUGGUUAUGAGAAUGUCAUAACCAUGUGGUCAAUGAUCACAUCUCUCUACACAUCACUCCUAUUUCCUAGUUUAAAGCAUCUUCAAGUGGGUGCUUGUAUUAUUGUAUUAUAUAUGUAUUUUAUUAUAUAUGUAUUUUAUUCUUGUGCUUUUGUAUUAGGCUAGCUCUGUCUUAUAGUAUUCUGUCUCCUUCUUCUGCAUUUGUGAUGAGUAUCCUUAAAAAACAAACUUUAGCUCUUAGUCCUUAGGGCACUUGUUUCUGUGUCUGACAGUACAGCCCUAUCCAAGGGGAAAUAUACCUUCAAACUCCCUGGGCCUUAAGAUUUUGUCACAGCCUGAAUUUGGUAAGCUUCAGGAGACGUUUUUGCAAUGGUUUCUAUGAGGUUCAACAAAAACACACCAGAAAAAGAAUGCUAAGAUUAUAGAGUCUCAGUCUUAUUUCAUUUUUCUCUUAGAGAUGCACUUGCAUGCUGCUUCUUAGUCAAUUUUAUUGCUAACAUGCUUUAGAGAUGAUAAUAUACUGAGGUGCGGCUGUUUUAAUUUAAAGAAUUAAAGCAAGAUUCAUUUAUCUUGGGAUCAGUUGAGACUUUUAACAUACCAUAAUCAGAGCAAGUGAAACAGUUCACAGGUUAACUCAGCUCGGUUAUGUUGAUGGAGGACUAGAUGGAAGAAAAAGGAAUAUUUCUGUACUGUUAUGUGAUAUUUAUUUCACCCAGCUAAUGUUAAAAUGGAUAAUACUGAAUUAUCUUCAUAAUCAUUAUGUCUUGUACUUUUCCAACUAGACCAGAAGACGUGAAAUUUUAUAAACAUCUUAGCAUACUGGAAGAAAAUCCCUGUCUGCACACACAGAUGCUUCUGCGAUUGUUGCUGAAAAGAACAAAGAGUUUCUUCACCUUCCUUAUUGAGUUAUACUAAGAGCCACAUGGAAAUGUGAUUAUCUGAGCAACAGCAACAAACAACUGAACUGAUAGGGAAAAAGCCCCCCAAGUCAGUUGACACUUACAUGAGGAGUCAGCAUGAACAAUGGGAACUUGGAUGUCUUAAAGCAACAACUAAAAAGUUUCCGCAGAAGAAGAUUAAGUUUUGAGGGAUUUUUUUUUCUUUUUUUUCAGUAUCCCAGCUUUAAGGGCUGUCCUUCACAGCCCCACAGGUUUAAUCUUUCCUGUUUUAACAAUCUGUACAUGAGACUGUGGAGUAUGAGUGGAUUUGUCCU